Python bivittatus (Burmese python) is the source of this 4615-nucleotide messenger RNA. RefSeq names its product protein tyrosine phosphatase receptor type C (gene PTPRC). The record is from RefSeq and is a predicted model, not a curated record. Lineage: Eukaryota; Metazoa; Chordata; Lepidosauria; Squamata; Pythonidae. Gene Ontology annotation, biological process: negative regulation of protein kinase activity; positive regulation of peptidyl-tyrosine phosphorylation; protein dephosphorylation. Gene Ontology annotation, molecular function: protein binding; protein tyrosine phosphatase activity.
AGUGGUUACAUUUUGCAUGACAGAGGAAGCUGCUCUUGGAUUAUAAAGACGCAUUUCAAUAGACAGACAUCCACAUGCUGUUUUGUAAGGAUACAUAUAAUCUCUGGAUAUAACCAUGUUUUUGUGGCUAAAACUCUUGGUGUUUGGCUUGGCUCUUGUGGACGUGGAUGUUUUCAUAAACGGCCAAUCAACAGCAUCAUCUUCUAUGAGUUCAGCAGAUGGAAGAGCAACUCCUGACUUUUCACUGAUACCUUCACGCACCACUCCAUUCUCACCUGCAAGCACCUUUGAAGCAAAGCCUGGUUCUACAACCAACGAAACAGUGUCUCCUCCUGUUUCUCAGGCCGUUAAUUCUACCUCCCUUAGCAAAGAGAGUGUUGCUUUUAUUGCUACUCCUGCUUCCCUCACUAUCUCAGCAAAAGAUCUACCCAACGACUCAUUCCUCAACACUCAGACAGUCUCAAGAGCUUCCAACCUUUUCACAAACAGCAGCGCUGCUGCCACCCCUUCACCGUUUCUCUUUGCCCGCACGCAUGCACCAACAGAUGGUGGGAACACUCCCUUUUCUGCAACCACUGGCACUGCAGCAAACAUCUCUUCAGCUCCUCCAAACACCACCUCAAUAGAACAUCAUAAUAAGACCUGUGAUAAUAUUCUACUUUCAGAGAAGUUUAUAAAGGAUGGUCGUACUGCAGUCCUUAACUUUACAGGAACAUCAGAUGUUCUAGGUGUUAACUGCACUGAUUGUGUUUGGGACAAAAACAGCAGGACCAUAUCUGGUCUGAAAGAAUGUCAAACCUAUGAAAUAGAAGCAGAGUUUACACAUUGCAAAAAAACUUUUCCCAUUUAUGUUCCCGUUGAUGCUAAUAAAAAACUGAAUGAAACACACAAUGAUACCAGCGUGACUUUAUUCUGGAAGACUGAUGCUCAGUGUAAUCUGAAUUAUUCAUAUUGCUGUUACUUGAAUGGUAUUAAACCUAUUUCUGGCUGUACAAAAUUUACGAAUGAGGCACGCAGGGAAUUUACAGUGUUACCCAAUACAAAGUACAGUUGCAAUUCAAGUAUUCUUAAUGAAAAACCAGUUGAUACAGUUAAGAUAACAACAGACUAUGGAAGACCAGACCAACCUGAAAACUGUUUAGUCAAACCAACUACAACAAAUGUAACAGUUACUUGGGAGGCACCACAACAUCAAGCACAAGGCCCUAUUGAUGGUUAUAAAGUCAAAAUAGAUAAGAAUCCUGAUGUUCCUGUUCUAGCAGAAGUUUCUAAUAAGAUGAACUAUACAAUGACCGGUUUAAAACCCUACACAAAUUAUUCAGUGAGUGUAUGGGCAUUUACAAACACAAAAAAUGCCAGAACACUUAUGGGGGAUGCCUGCACCCGCAUUAUUAUGACUCUACCAACAAAACCAGAUGCUGUGAAUAAUCUUCAAGUAAACUUAUCUGAUGAAGCAAACAAUGCUGUAAAAGUUACUUGUGUGGAACCAAAGGAAUUAAAUGGACCUAGCAAAAUAUAUAUGCUGAAGUGGGAUGGUGGUGGAAUGAAUGGAAGCAGCUGUCUAUUCAAUGUGAAAAACCUGCAUUUUUUGAAAACAUAUAAUUUUACAGUUAUUGUUUUCAAUGGACAUUAUUCUUCAGACCCAAAAUGGAGAGAAAUAACCACCAACUAUGAUGCUAAAGCCGUGAUUGGAUUCUUGGCAUUCUUGAUUAUUGUAACAUUUUUGGCUUUACUUUUUGUUCUGUAUAAAAUAUACAUCCUUAACAGAAAGAACUCAAGAGAUGAAGAAGAAGGACUAAGGCUUGUUCCCAGAGAUGAUGAAAGACAGAUGAAGAACAUAGACCCAAUUCCUGCGGAGUUAUUGUGGGAAGCAUAUAGGAGAAAAAUAGCAGAUGAAGGAAGGCUGUUCCUGGAUGAAUUUCAGAGCAUUCCCAGAGUCUUCAGUAAAUACUCUAUAAAAGAAGCACGCAAGCCUUAUAACCAGAACAAAAACCGCUACAUUGACAUCCUCCCCUAUGAUUAUAAUCGUGUGGAGCUUUCCUCAAGCCUUGGGGAGGCAGGACAUGACUACAUAAAUGCGAGCCAUAUCGAUGGUUUCAAAGAAAUGAGAAAAUAUAUUGCUGCACAAGGUCCCAAGGAGGAGACAACAGAUGAUUUCUGGAGAAUGAUCUGGGAACAAAAGGCAACCAUUGUUGUCAUGGUGACUCGCUGUGAGGAAGGCAACAAGAUCAAAUGUGCCAAGUACUGGCCAUCAAUGGAGGAGGAGAUUGCAUCUUAUGGGGACAUUAUAGUAAAGAUAAAUGAAUGCAAAGUUUGUCCAGAUUACAUCAUUCGGAAGCUGCAUAUCAACCAUAGAAGAGACAAGGCAGCAGGAAGAGAUGUGACCCACAUUCAGUUUACAAGCUGGCCAGAUCAUGGAGUACCUGAUGAUCCCCAUCUGCUGCUUAAGCUGCGCCGCCGAGUCAAUAAUUUAAGCAACUUCUUUAGUGGCCCAAUAGUAGUCCAUUGCAGUGCUGGUGUAGGACGCACUGGAACCUAUAUUGGGAUUGAUGCAAUGCUGGAGGGAUUAGAGGCUGAAGGACGAGUUGAUGUAUAUGGCUAUGUUGCAAAAUUACGACGUCAGCGAUGCCUUAUGGUUCAAGUGGAGGCACAGUACAUCUUGAUCCAUCAUGCUUUGGUUGAAUAUGUCCAGUUUGGCGAAACAGAGGUCUGUGUUUCAGAACUGCACAGCCAUCUCAAUCAGCUAAAGAAAAGAGAUUCUCCCAGUGAUCCAUCUCUUCUGGAAGCUGAAUUCCAGCGGCUGCCUUUAUACAAGAACUGGCAGAAUCAGAAAGCUGGCAGGAGAGAGGAAAACAAAACGAAAAACCGGAGUUCCACAGUAAUUCCAUAUGAUUACAACAGAGUGCUGUUCAAACACGAAGAAGAAGGGAGCAGAGAGAGUGCACACGAUGCCAACGAGUCUUCUGAUGAGGAUAGUGAUUGUGAGGAAGAACCCAAUAAAUAUAUCAAUGCUUCCUUUAUACCUAGUUACUGGCUUCAGAAUGGAAUUAUAGCAACACAAGGUCCACUUCCAGAAACAAUAGGUGACUUCUGGAACAUGGUCUAUCAAAGGAAAGUUAAAGUUAUUGUUAUGCUGACAGACACUCAGGAACUCUGUGCACAGUAUUGGAAAGAAGAAAAAAUGACAUAUGAUAACAUCACAGUUGAACUAAAAGAUAGCAAUUUUAGUCCCAGUUACACCAUUCGUGCCUUUGAAUUAACUCAUAUAAAGAGGAAAGACAUCAGAAAAGUGUUUCAGUAUCAGUACCAUAAGUGGGAAAACUCCGCUCUCCCAGAAACCCCCCAGGACUUAACCACCAUGAUCCAGAAUCUCAAACAGAGGUUUUCAGCUGAAGAUGCAGCUGAAGCAAAUGUGCCCAGCCAGAAUGUUCCAGUUGUUGUUCACUGUGGUGAUGGUUCCAAACAAACAGGAGUAUUUUGUGCUUUGCUGAACCUCAUGGAAUGUGCUGAGACUGAAGGUGUAAUAGAUGUUUUCCAAGUUGUGAAAACUCUUCGUAGAGCCAGGCCAGGAAUGAUUUCCUUCUUUGAAGAUUAUCAGUUUCUAUAUGAUACUAUUGCAAGCCUGUAUCCUGCCCAGAAUGGACAGCUACAAAUGGCCCAAUGCCAUGAACGCAUCAUUAAUAACCAGAAUGAAGUCAAGAAAGAAGAAGAGGGUAACUCUUUGGAAUCUGAUGUCCAAUGUAUGCCUCAAGAAAAUGGAAAUGAUGCUGAAAUGUGUGACGAUUCUAAAACCAAGGAUGCAUCCAGGGAAGCAGAGAGUUCUUUCAAUGGACCUGCAAAUUCAGUUUUAAGUGACAUAGCCUAGAAUUCUAAUCAAAGUUUCUGUACAUGCUACAGAGAAUCUUCCUGCAGAAGAAAAUUGAAACCAAAAUAUUAGAAAUGGGCAUUCCUUUACAGAACACAUCUUGUAAAUCUCAAAGGAUUGUUUUCCUCUAAGGAACAAUGUGGAAGAAUGUGGAACUUAUGGAUAACUAUAGCACACUGUGAAUUUUGUAUGUGUGUUUGUGGGUAGAUUUGCAAUUUUUACUCACUAGGUAUAAUUUGUACUGUUCAAUAUUUUUGUAAGUACAGCAUUAUUUUUAUAAAGGGCUUUUACAUAGCUCCAAAAGGAACAACUGCUCUACCGUUCCCUGGUACUGUUCUUUUAAAGAAGAAAGAAAGUAGUUCAUACACAGCUUAGAUAUAUGUUUGCCUGUAAAAAGAUUCAGGUUGGUAUCCAAAAAGAAAGUGCAACUGAUUCUGAAUGUCCAGAGUAUGUAAAAAAGGGGUGGGGCUUCAAGUGUAAGCUUGUAGUCACCAUCUUGACUUUUUUUUACCUUCCAUGAAGAUGCCCCAGUAUUCUUUGCAGAUGAGAGUUACUGUGUCAUAUUUCUAAAUUGAUUUGAAUUUUAAAAUGAAUUUCUGAUAUUGCAUGAGAGUUACUGAUAAACAUUUCAGAGUGGGGACAGCAACUCUUCAUCUUUGGUUGAAACCCAUAGAGAUUACAUGGUUUUUUAAAAAAGAUUUUUUUAUCCCACCUUUAUUAUUUUUUAGAAAUAACUCAAGGCGGUGAACA